Molecule: messenger RNA, 927 nt
Organism: Penicillium manginii
Lineage: Eukaryota; Fungi; Ascomycota; Eurotiomycetes; Eurotiales; Aspergillaceae
Exons: 2
Coding region: 1-927 (308 amino acids)
Source: RefSeq, a predicted model, not a curated record
AUGGAAUACCUCUACUAUUGGACUGAUUUCCCCUUCGGAAAACCACUGAAAUCGCUCGACCAUCAAAUUCUGGACGAAAAGUAUCGUCAGAAUAUUUUGGACUUCAACUUGAAGUUUUCCAGCACACAUGACUAUUUCCAUUUGAUUUUUAUCCUUUUUGGAUAUAUUUCCAUCAUUCUCUACCACACUCGACACCAGGUCCCAAUCUAUCAACAGAAAUUUCAUAAGAAAAGAAUCUACCUCUAUGUGCACAUCUUUACAGGCAUAACAGAAGUAUGCCGAUAUCGGCUCCGUGAGAAGUCUCACGGCCAUUCCAAUAUCUUACCCAGCACUCUAGAUAUAUUGUCCUGCUUUAUUUGGAGCUGGACAAGUCUCGAACUUGUGAAGACGCUCCGUCGAGGAGAUCCACGGACCACACGACCUCCUUACCAGGCCGGGGCUAUUCUACGCCCCGUAGUAUCCCUGGCGUCUUACCUCCUUCAUAUACCCAGCCUACAUAGAGUCUCAAUAUCUGCACUAGAUAGUUUUAUCUAUGCUCGUCUUGCGAUUUUCUUCUUCUGCUACACGCCAUAUAUCCAAUCCUAUCGUUCUAGCACGAUCUACGCUAUCUCAAUUCCACUGGCUGCGGCUAUAAGCAUUCAUGAAAGCCGGGUCCCUGGAGCAUCUGUGAUAUUCAUUCUUGCGACGGCGUAUAUUGCACGUCUCAAUGAAUGGGUCACACGUCAAUCCCGUUUUUUAAGAGAGUCGGAAGAUUCUUCAAAAGUUUCAACGCACUGGAGAACUCUGAUAUCUACGUUGGUGAGAGUUGGAUUCGCGGAGCUGGAAGAAUUACAGGCAGUAGCAAGUCUCAAAGAAUUGGAGAGACCUGUAAAUGAUGAGUAUGUUCCAGUUCCAUUCAGAGAAAUGAAACAACGAAAGGAUAAAUAG